UAUUCUGCAGUCUAUAAUUUUUGUUUUUUCUCUCUCUUCUCCCAUCUCUCUCUACACGAUUAAAACCCUAAUUUGCCCUGCGUUCGUUUUUCCUUUCCUUGAAACUCCGACGAUCUUUCUCUCCGGUAUAACGAUGACGACGGAAGAGAAGGAGAAUCCGUACGAAGGUGGAACCGGAGGCAAGUUCCGCAAACGCCCCCUCCGAAGGUCUCAAACGACGCCGUACGAUCGUCCCCCGACAGCCCUCAGAAACCCUAACAGUAACAACAACGGUUGGCUUUCGAAGCUGGUUGAUCCCGCUCAUAGACUCAUCACUCAUGGCGCACACUCUCUAUUUUCCUCUCUUCUCCGCAAGCGCCUUCCUCCUCCCCCUCGUCCUCCCUCUUCUUCAGAUAUGGAACAGGAAACGAGGCAGGACAAUCAUCAGGAAGAAGCUGUUGCAAAAGAAUCUUCUGGCAAGGAACAAGGACCAGUUAGUAAAAGUAAUGUUCAAGUUAAUUGUUCAGACUUGGAUCAAGGUGGAUUAACAGAUCUUGAGAAACUAUUAAAGCAGAAGACUUUCACCAGAUCUGAGAUCGAUCAUUUGACAGCACUUAUGCGGUCAAGGACUGUGGAUACUACUCCUGUUAGGGGAGAAGAUAAGAAGUCAGAGAUGGUUCCCUCAGAACCAAUGCUGCCUUCUGGACAAAACGAAGAAUGUCCUAAAACACCCAUUGUAGAAAAUGGGAUUGAAAACAAUCUCGUGUUAACUCGACAUGUUACUUCCAGUGUUCCUAUCGAGGAUGUUGCUUCACCUGCAGAGCUUGCAAAAGCUUACAUGGGGAGCAGACAUUCUAAUGUAUCCUCAUCAAUGCUCGGCACACGAUAUCCUGCUCUUGGGGAAAACUCAACUGUUCUAAAAAGUGAAAAUUUUCCAUAUAAAUCCCCUAUUAUGUCAAUUGUGCCAAAGUCUACUAGACGUACUGCAGCUCAUGAGACUGGUUUUGUGACCCCAAGAUCUCGUGGCAGAUCUGCAAUAUAUAGUAUGGCUCGUACACCGUAUUCCAGAAUUUAUCCAAACUCCACUCUCAAGGGAGGUGUGCUCGCUGUUCAAGGGGAGCCUUCGGCUUCAACUCAGUCUGCCUUGGAUCAUGACAUGUUUUCUGGAUCUACACAAGGGGGGAUAAAGCGUAGAAAUUUAGCAGCGGACAAUAAUAUAGGAUCUGUUGGUCCUAUACGCCGAGUCCGUCAUAAGUCUAAUCUUCUAUAUUCUAAAGGCUCCAGCUUACCUCUUUCUGGGAGUGCUCUAUCCGUUCCUAGGAAUGGAUUGGCUAUUGAUGCUGCUCAGCAACCCUCAUCUUCCUUGCGGAACCCUGUUCUGUUAGAUGAAGUUAAGUACAAGUCUGAAAAAAAUGUUCCUUUCUCCUCAAAAUCCAGUGAGAUGGCAACAAAAAUAUUGCAGCAACUUGAUAAGUUAGUUUCCCCCAAAGAAAAAUCGUCCGAAUCAAGGCUACCCGUAGUGAGUGAUAAUUCAUCAAUGAAGUUCUCACCUUCAAUGCUACAUGGGCAGGCUCUUCGAAGCAUGGAAAUGACAGAUGCAUCAAAAUUGCCGGACAGUUUACAAAGUGAUAAAUUGGAUGGCACAUUUGGAAGUUUUUCUGCAAGUGCCCAGAAUCUGAAGUCAAUUUCACAUAGUGAUAAGGGUGAUAAUAGUCCAGCAAAACUUGUUGCUCCUUCUGAUGAAUUAGUUCCUGUUGCAACGACAACAGAUGCAGCAAAGCCAAGGAAUCAAGUCGUGUCUAGUGAAAAUUCUUCUAUGGUACAAUCAGUUUUGUACCCCACACAAAAGAAGAGGGCAUUCCAUAUGAGUGCACAUGAGAAUUCUAUGGACCUGGAUGAUCAUGUUCAUGGAACCGUCUCUUCUUUUUCUCCUGUGGAGAAAGAAACAAGAAGGACCACUGCUAUGGCAGAUAAAGUGUCGUCUGGUUUUGAAUCUGUUGUACGGGAGAGUCCCUCAACAUCAUCUGUAGUAAUGCCAUCCUCAAGUUUUAUGAUAGAUGGUGGAGCUCAUGCUAAGACAACUGAAGAGCCUAAGGUUUAUGAGAAGUUUGAGGUAUCACCCAAUACAAAGCCACUUAUCUCGGAUUCAAACCAUAAUCAAACAGCUCCAGUUACAGCAGCUACAAGAACAACUUUUGGUUCUGACAAACCUGCUUUACCAAAUGGAUCUAUCGCUAAGCCUUCUUCGUUUAAUUUUCCGAAUAAGAUUACUUCGUCAGCACAGUUAACAGCUUCUGGUGCUCCAUCAAAGGAAAUAGCCAAAUCAGCUCCUAUAUUUGGUUUGGGGAAGGUUGUUCCGUCAAAGGAGCCUCAUGCUGAUGCUCCAUCAGUGAACUUUGAAACCAAUAAAAAUGUUUUCAAGGUUCCACCAAUCCCAUUUACUGCUUCAUCAUCAGUUGGUAGUGAAUCUAAUCUGAAAUUUGGUGCUUCUUUUGAUUCUAAGCCGGGAGGCUCAAUCAGCUUAACUACUGUUGUUGAUGCAACUGAUUCUAUGCAAAAAGCUCGUGACUCUGAUAACGGCGAUGCUGAGACUAAUACAAAUACUGGAUUUUCUGUUAGGGAAUCAGAACUAGCUGUUUCAUCUGCAGCAUCAACAUCACUGUUGACACCACCAAAUAGUAUAUUCAAAUUUGGCCACAGUUCAAAUCAAAAUAAUGGGUCCCUUGCUUCAGGCCCUUCAUUCUCUUCUUCGAUUCCAUCUCUCAUAUCAAAUAACUUAAGCAACAGUAGCUCAUCCCUUUCAGCAACCACUGCUGCUUCCACUGGAGUUAGCGUGACAACUCCUGCCUCUAUUGCAUUGAGUAAUAACAGUUCCCCUUCCUUCGCCCCAGUGAUGGCAACUUCAUCUUCAACAACUUCAUUUUUCAAGUUUGGAUCCUCUCCUUUCACAUCAACAGGUUUAUCUGUAUCAUCGUCUGGUUCAGAACCACUGGAAACCAAGAGCAAUCAAGAUGCAGGAAUUGGUAAUCUUAGCAGCAAUGCAUUUGGUAGUUCAUCUGCUGCAGUUGGUAGCACAGGGAGUUCCAUUUUUGGGUUCAGCUCUUCAGCAAUGACAACUGUAACUAGCCAGUCUCAAAGUUCUUUUGGUUCUGGCAGUGGUUCUUUGUUUGGUUCCCAGGCUUCUCCUGCCAGUGGAUUUGGAGCUUCUACUCAAACCCAGUCAGUUCAAUCAUCUGCACCAUCCCCAUUGUUUGGGUUGACUGGUCAGACAGUUUUUUCUUCUGGGAGUUCUUUGUUUCCUUCUUCAAGUUCUGCCACAAAUACAUCUUUUUCUUCUGGGAAUUCAUUGUUUCCUUCAAGUUCUACCACAAAUAUUUUCAAUUCUGGGACAACUUUUGGACUUGGGGCACCUGCUUCCUCUUCGGCAGUCAACUCUAGUAGCUCUAAUAGUGGUCCAAGUUCUACUUUAUUUGGGACUUCUAGUUGGCAACCCAGCAACAAGUCUCCAUUCAGUUCCUCCUUUAGUUCUUCAUCUUCAUCCGGGUUUUCGUUUGGAACAUCAACCACAACUGUUGCUUCCACCAGUUCACCUACAAUGUUUCCAUCAACCAACACCGCAUCAGCUCCUCAGUUCUCAUUCACUUCAGCAACAGCCUCCGCCUCCUCACAGCCUGCUUUUGGAAGCCCUAAUCCUGUCUUUGCUUUUGGUUCAGCUCCAGUUAAUAACGAUCAGACGAAUAUGGUUGACAGUAUGGCCGAGGACAGUGUUCAAGCGACUCCGCCGUUGAGUCCUAUAUUUGGUCAACAACCUGCCCCAGUUCAAUCAAAUUUUGUAUUUGGAGCAUCCACUCAUUCAGGAUCCAGUCCCUUCCAGUUUGCUAGUCAACAGAAUAUUGCUCCACAGAAUCCUUCACCAUUUCAGGCUUCCGGCAGUCUGGAAUUUAAUGCUGGAGGAGGGAGUUUCUCAUUGGGCUCAGGUGGUGGUGACAAGUCUGGUCGAAAAAUUAUUAAAGUUAAACAUAGAAACCGUAAGAAGUAAGACUAUUGUUUAUGAAAACGGUUGCUUUCUAUCAUUGCCUCACACUUCGGUAGCGCAAAGAAUAAAUAAGUUCUGAAAAGCAAACGCCGGAUGGUGCUGCUCAUUUGGCAAUCUGGACAAACGGUGUUAUUGCUAGCUACUCAGCAUAUCCAAAAUUCCGUCAUCUUUCACCUUCAAUAUUCUUAUGAAAUGAGGCAUAAGUUUUCCCAAUUUUGUUAUUGUAUGAUAUGAUAGAACAUAUGCACUGUACUUGUAGUGGUUUUAGGUCAUACAGUUCACGAUAUGGUCAUUUAUGGUGGUAGUCACAGUUUGUUGUAUUCUCGUCAUUUGUAACAUAACCAGAACUAGGGAUGAAUUUAUAGCUGAGCUGGUUGUAACUUUUACAGUUCCAGUGAGCGACCCGUUGAAUAUUUUCUGCAUAAAAUACUGUCUUUUUGUUUAAAGCCAAAGGAAACAAAUGACUUACGAUGAGGGCCCACACCAUUUUU
Molecule: messenger RNA, 4506 nt
Organism: Cicer arietinum (chickpea)
Lineage: Eukaryota; Viridiplantae; Streptophyta; Magnoliopsida; Fabales; Fabaceae
Product: nuclear pore complex protein NUP1
Biological process (GO): nuclear membrane organization; poly(A)+ mRNA export from nucleus
Cellular component (GO): nuclear envelope
Source: RefSeq, a predicted model, not a curated record